Molecule: messenger RNA, 882 nt
Organism: Gastrolobium bilobum
Lineage: Eukaryota; Viridiplantae; Streptophyta; Magnoliopsida; Fabales; Fabaceae
Product: AT-hook motif nuclear-localized protein 17
Exons: 1
Coding region: 1-882 (293 amino acids)
Cellular component (GO): nucleus
Molecular function (GO): minor groove of adenine-thymine-rich DNA binding; DNA-binding transcription factor activity
Source: RefSeq, a predicted model, not a curated record
AUGAAAGGAGAAUAUGUAGAGCAACAUGUUCCUAACAAUGAAACGCCAACUAUGUUCUCAAAGCUUCCCCAACAACAACAACAACAACAAUCUCAACAACCUCAGCACCAUUCAUUUUCUCACAACCCUUUCCAACUCUCCGGGGAGGACGAUAACCGCAAUAGCGGCGGCGCCACCCCCAUCACCGUGCAGAAGCCUAACUCCUCCGGCGACGGAGCCACCAUUGAGGUCGUGAGGCGCCCUAGGGGUCGUCCACCCGGAUCGAAAAACAAACCUAAGCCACCAGUUAUCAUAACCCGCGACCCCGAACCUACCAUGAGCCCUUACAUUCUCGAAGUUUCUGGCGGGAACGACGUCGUCGAAGCCAUCGCACGGUUCAGUCGACGCAAGAACAUGGGCCUCUGCAUACUAACGGGUUCUGGAACAGUCGUUAACGUCACUCUCCGUCAACCCUCCACAACGCCUGGAGCCACCGUUACUUUUCACGGCCGUUUCGAUAUCCUCUCCGUAUCCGCAACCUUCCUUCCCCAACAAUCGGGUGCUUCGCCGAUGGGUCCUAACGGAUUUUCAAUCUCUCUCGCCGGACCGCAGGGCCAGAUCAUUGGAGGGAUUGUCGCCGGCGAAUUGAUGGCUGCGGGGACGGUGUUCGUGAUAGCCGCUUCGUUCAACGACCCAUCGUAUCACAGGCUGCCGCCGGAAGAAGAGGCUCGAAACUCCGUCUCCGGCGGCGAUGGACAUUCACCGCCUGUCUCCGGUGGCGGCGGCGGCGAAAGUGGGCAUGGCCCGGCGGAGUCGUGUGGAAUGUCCAUGUACAGCUGUCACUUGCCAUUGGAUGUGAUUUGGGCUCCAACAGCAAGACCACCACCACCACCACCGUACUGA